CGCCCUACUAAGCCGCGCCUUCUCUCUGCAACAGCGAAAUCAACAUUGCAACAGAACGAAGCAAGCGAAGCAACGAUGCCCGGACGCCCGUGCAGGUGCCCAGUCCCUGUCAAUGGAUCUCUGCCCGCUAGGACGCGCCAAUCAGUCCUCAGCGGCAACCUAAGCGAAGUCCGCGCGUGGCUGUCCGAGGCCGGAAGUGACGUCAAUGCCGCUGACCAACUCGGGUUCCCUCUCUUAUAUACGGCUUGCGCUACGGGACACCGGGACAUCGUCAAGGAACUCCUCCAGCACCACGACCUCCACCUCAACUCCAGGCACUCGGGGUCGGAGAAGUAUGUGGUCGGGAGGGACUGUCGAGAUUUCACGCCCCUGUGCAUUGCGGCUUUUAACGGCCAUGAGGAUUGUGUUGAGCUGUUGUUGAAGGCUUCUUUGCCGUGCCAAAUCGACACGAGCGCUUGGCCCAGGCACUCCGGCACGGCCAUCAUGAGUGCCUGUGACAACAACCACUGGAGCAUCGUCUCUCUCCUCUUCCGGCACCAGCGACGGCUCUCCCUCAGGGAACUCGACCACAUCCUGCCGAAGGCUCGGACGAACAACCGGCUGCCUCUCGUGUUCUCCAUCCUCUACGAGCUGUUCUCCAAGAGCGUCGCCAGGAGGGAGUGGAGUCAGGCCACGAGUCUCCUGAAGAGGCUGCGGGAGGACGUGAGUCUCUACGUGCCCUUGGCGGAGGCCGUGAUUUCCAGGAACGCAGGGGAAGUGAGGAGCAUCCUGCGGGAGGAGAGCCAUCAGCCCCUGGACGGCGUCCUCCUGACCACGGCCGUCGAAGGGAGUAGCGAGGACGUCCUGCAGUUGCUUCUGAAACACGUGUCCUACGCCGAAGACACGCUCGGACACGCCCUCUUGCUUACCAGCCUCAACAACAACUUGGAAGUCCUGCCGGCGCUCCUCCGUCGGUUCUUCGGGUCCUACAAGUACGCGACGCUGAGCCAGGCCAGGAGGAUCGCCGAAGAGGCCAAUUUCCGAGACGCUGAGAGGCUCCUGGCCAACGCGCUCGAGGCCUCUGCGCAUGCGUGCAUCGAGCAAAGAGACAGCAGGACUGUAUCGCCCGCCCUUUCGCCCUCUCUUCCGGGGUCGUCCUCUCUUCCGGGGUCGUCCUCUCUUCCGGGGUCGUCCUCUCUUCCGGGGUCGUCCUCUCAGCCGUGGAUGGAGCCGCCGCGCGUGGUGUCGGGCGCGGGCGCGCGGGUCUCCCUGGACGACGCCUGCUACCGCACCGACACCUGCCCGCGCGGCCUCGUGCUCAUCCUCAACUACAAGGACUUCGACGGCAAGCCGGACCUGCUGCGGGAGGGCUCCGACCUGGACGUGAGGAACCUACAGAACACCUUCGGCCAGAUGGGCUACGCGACGCAGGUGCACUGCAACCUGACGGAGGACCAGACGAUGCUCAACGUGAUCAACUUCCGCGACCACGAACGCCUGCGGACCUGCGGCAGCGUCGUGGUCGUGGUCAUGAGCCACGGGGUCGCCCGCCAGACCUUCCACACCUCGGACAUGCAGGUCUUCACGGUGGACAAACUCCUGAACCUGUUCUCGGACCGGGAGUGCCCUCGCCUCAAGGGCAAGGCCAAGGUGUUCCUGUUCAACUUCUGCCGCGGCACCGACGUCUCCCGGAUGGUGUACCAGACCGACGCGGUGCGGACGGCGCACAACGACAUGCUGUGCGUGUACUCGGCGCAGGAGGGCUUCGUCUCGCUGCGGCACCCGGUCCUGGGCACGCCCUUCGUCAGGACCUGGUGCCAAGUGCUCGCCAACAGCGCUUACAACACCGACAUGUACCGCCUGCUUCAGAAGUUCAUGAAGCAGUAUUCCGAAACGGCCGAGGGGGUGUCGGUCGAGAUCCAGUACCUCAACUUCAACAAAGAAUUCUGGUUCAUGCCGCAGCAGACGCAGCAGACGCAGCAGACGCAGCAGACGCAGCAGACGCAGAAACCGCCGUCGUAGCCUCCCACGCAUACUCAAUGUUAAUCUUAGAAUUCUUUUUAAUUCUCUGAUAAAAAUAAUUUUGUGUUAUGAUAACUGUAUUAUAUAUUCAUAUUUAUGUGACAUGAAGAGCGAGUAGCUUUUAUUUUCAUGGCGCUACAAAAUAUGCAGACGAAUAAAAAAAUCUUCCUUCUCUCUCUCUCUCUCUCUCUCUCUCUCUCUCUCUCUCUCUCUCUCUCUCUCUCUCUCUCUCUCCUCUC
This is a messenger RNA of Penaeus chinensis, 2240 nucleotides long. RefSeq lists its product as uncharacterized. Gene Ontology annotation, molecular function: cysteine-type endopeptidase activity; protein binding. Gene Ontology annotation, biological process: proteolysis. The record is from RefSeq and is a predicted model, not a curated record. NCBI's taxonomy places the organism in Eukaryota, Metazoa, Arthropoda, Malacostraca, Decapoda, Penaeidae. Bases 76 to 2001 code for a protein of 641 amino acids. The transcript is spliced from 5 exons.